AGUUUCUCUCAAGCGGAGCGGCGCAUGCGCGGCGUGUCCCUGUGGCGUAGGACCACGUCCGUCGCAACUCACGGCGGGGCGGGGUCUUGUGCUGUCCGAGUGGUCCCCGGUGCCAGAGUGGACAUGGCGGCCGGCUGUGCCGGGGCUGUGUUGGCCGCCCUGGGGGUGCUCAGUGUCUGUGCAGCCAGCAGCUCUGGGCCCGAGGUGCAGAGGGAAGCCGGCGGGGAGGCGGAGUGGGCGGAACCGUGGGAUGGCGCGGUUUUCCGGCCGCCCUCGGCUCUGGGCGCUGUGGGGGCGGUGCGCGGUCCUGGGACUCCGAGGCCGGGGAGGGAGGAGACGGUGGACUUGCCCGUGUUGCUGUGGUGGAGCCCAGGGCUGUUUCCUCACUUCCCAGGCGACUCGGAGCGCAUCGAAUGUGCGCGCGGCGCAUGCGUGGCGUCCCGCGACCUACGGGUACGGAGUGACCCGCUGACGCGUGCGCUGCUCUUCUACGGCACCGACUUCCGCGCCUCUGCCGCGCCGCUGCCGCGCCUGGAGCACCAGAGCUGGGCUCUCCUACACGAGGAGUCGCCUCUCAACAACUUCUUGUUGAGCCACGGUCCGGGCAUCCGCCUGUUCAAUCUCACCGCCACCUUUAGCCGUCACUCGGACUAUCCGCUGACGCUGCAGUGGCUGCCCGGCAUCGCCUAUCUGCGCCGCCCGGCGCCUCCGCUCCGGGAGCGUGCGGAGUGGCGCCGCCGCGGCUACGCGCCGCUGCUGUACCUGCAGUCCCACUGCGACGUGCCUGCAGACCGGGACCGCUACGUGCGUGAGCUCAUGCGCUACAUCCCGGUGGACUCGUACGGGAAGUGUCUGCAGAAUCGGGAGCUGCCCACCGCGCGGUUGCAGGACACAGCCACGGCCACCACCGAGGAUCCGGAGCUUUUAGCCUUCUUGUCCCGCUAUAAGUUCCAUUUGGCCCUCGAAAACGCCAUCUGCAAUGACUACAUGACAGAAAAACUGUGGCGCCCCAUGCACCUGGGUGCUGUGCCCGUCUACCGCGGCUCUCCCUCUGUGAGGGACUGGAUGCCGAACAACCACUCCAUCAUCCUGAUUGACGAUUUUGAGUCCCCUCAGAAGCUGGCAGAGUUUAUUGAUUUUCUGGACAAGAAUGACGAGGAGUAUAUGAAAUUUCUGGAGUACAAGCAACUUGGGGGCAUCACCAACCAGUUCCUUCUGGAUAGGCUGAAACACCGGGAGUGGGGGGUGAAUGAUCCUCUGCUGCCCAACUACCUCAACGGCUUUGAGUGUUUUGUCUGUGACCACGAACUGGCUCGGCUGGACGCCGAGAACGCCCAUGCAGCCUCUCCUGGGGACAUCCCUGUGCCUGAGCCUCAUAUUGCUCAGCCUUCACACAUGAACUGUCCAGUGCCCACACCUGGCUUUGGCAAUGUGGAAGAGAUUCCUGACAAUGACAGCUGGAAAGAGAUGUGGCUACAAGAUUAUUGGCAAGGUCUGGACCAGGGAGAAGCUCUCACUGCCAUGAUCCACAACAAUGAGACACAGCAGAGGAAAUUUUGGGAUUACUUGCAUGAGAUCUUCAUGAAAAGGAAUAAAAAUAUCUAACUGUCCUUGAAAGAGGCUUUAACUUGGAAAAUCAGAUUUUAUCCUACGAUGGCAUGUAAGGAACAGCCAUUGCCCAAAGCCCUUAAUGAAAACUUACCAUGGAUUCACUUAUAUUCCCUGAUUUUUUUUUUCCAUUGCUGGGGGGAUCAAACCCAAGAUUUGAGCAUGUUAGGUAAGUGUUCUAUCUAGGUAUUUUAUCUUAAUGAUGUAUAAUAAUAGAGCUUCUCAAGGAGAGAUGGAAAUAGAGUUCUUGGUUCAUUGGGAAAUAGAAGCCUGAAACAUCCGUUUGACUCAAGAGGCUGGCCCAACAGAAUUUUUUUAUGCGCUACUGGGGUUUGAACUCAGGGCCUCAAACUUUC
This is a messenger RNA of Castor canadensis (American beaver), 1964 nucleotides long. Lineage: Eukaryota; Metazoa; Chordata; Mammalia; Rodentia; Castoridae. The record is from RefSeq and is a predicted model, not a curated record.